Molecule: messenger RNA, 3183 nt
Organism: Durio zibethinus
Lineage: Eukaryota; Viridiplantae; Streptophyta; Magnoliopsida; Malvales; Malvaceae
Product: SMAD/FHA domain-containing protein
Molecular function (GO): protein binding
Source: RefSeq, a predicted model, not a curated record
UCUAUUUCCUUGCAUAUAUUCCCCAAAAAAAAAAAAAAGAUGGAUCCACCCAAAACCGAGCAGCCCAUUUUCCCCCUUUAGUGCAAACCCAAUUUAAGAUCUGUUUAACGUAGCUCGCCGUGGCGCGUUAGUCUCCUCGGACUCUGCAACGCCUCUACGCCUCACUCUCUCUCUCUCUGCAGCCAUGACAUCCGCGAUGGGUCCACCACCUCCCCGAAACCCUAACCCGUCGACGGAACCCGAACUGAUCAUCCAAGAAGAAUCCGAACCCACAACAGACAAAUCCUCCAUGGGUCCUCCGCCACUUCCUCCAAAAAACCCUAACUCCCUAGACGAAGAAAAACAAUCAAAUUCAAAUUCAGAACCGAAUUCAAUUGAAAAGCAAUCAAAUUCAAAGCAAUCUUCUGUACCUUACACAAUCCCUCAGUGGAGUGGACCUCCUUCUCACCGCUUCUUCCUUGAGGUCCUUAAAGAUGGCUGCAUCGUUGACCAAUUUCAAGUGAACGAGAAGGGAGCCUAUAUGUUUGGGCGUGUUGAUCUCUGCGAUUUUGUGCUUGAGCAUCCCACUAUUUCGCGGUUUCAUGCUGUGCUUCAGUUCAGGAGCAGCGGGGAGGCCUAUCUUUAUGAUCUUGGCAGUACGCAUGGCACUUUUAUCAACAAGAGUCAGGUGACAAAAAGGACUUAUGUGGACUUACACGUAGGUGAUGUCAUUCGGUUUGGCCAGUCAUCUCGUUUGUAUAUUUUCCAAGGGCCUUCUGAGUUGAUGCCACCAGAAAAAGACUUGAAAGUCAUCAGAGAAGCUAAGAUCCGAGAAGAGUUGUUAGAUCAAGAAGCUUCACUUAGACGAGCAAGGGCAGAAGCAUCUCUUUCUGAUGGUAUCUCAUGGGGCAUGGGAGAGGAUGCUAUUGAAGAAGCAGAGGACGAAGCUGAUGAAGUGAGUUGGCAAACCUACAAAGGACAGCUUACAGAGAAGCAGGAAAAAACCCGUGAUAAGAUAAUAAAAAGGACUGAAAAGAUUGCUCAUAUGAAGAAAGAGAUAGAUGCAAUACGUGUGAAAGACAUUGCUCAAGGUGGGUUGACACAAGGCCAGCAAACUCAGAUUGCUAGAAAUGAACAACGAAUAACACAGAUAAUGGAAGAGCUUGAAAACUUAGAAGAGACACUAAAUGACAGUAUUCGUUGGAAAGCAUAGGUUGCACGUGGUGGAACAAUGUCUCGUGGUAAGAGGAAGGGAGGGCCAGAGGAUGAUGAUGAAGACUUUUCAAGUGAUGAUGAUGAAUUCUAUGACCGGACAAAGAAGAAACCUACCAUGCAAAAAGUUGGUGAAACCCAGUCUAUUGAAACUGCUGAUAGUCUUCUUGAUAAGAAAGACACCAUUACGAAAGAAAUUGAAGGCAAGAAAGAGUUGCUGUCGAAUGAGAAGAAUAAAAUGGCAUCAGAAACUGCAGUAGAAAGUGAAGCUGGAGAUGCACUUGAUGCUUACAUGUCUGGGCUUUCAUCCCAGCUAGUGCUUGAUCGGACAGUGCAACUUGAGAAGGAAAUGUCUGCCCUUCAGUCGGAGUUGGACUGGAUCUUCUACCUGUUGAAGAUUGCUGAUCCAACAGGAGAAGCUGCUAAGAAAAGGGAUACAAAGGCACAAGCACCAGCACCAGGACCUGACAAAUCAAGACCUCCUGCUGCUGCUGUCAAUAAGCAGCUUCCAAAGGAACCCAAAAAAAUCAGUACAUCUACAGAACCAGCAAAUUCUUCCAUGCAGAAAGAGGGAGUUGUAGAUGUCUCUAUGGAAUCAAUCAAGAAACCAGAAGAGAAUAUUAUUAGUGAUACAGCUGACGGGAAAAAGGCUAUCUAUACUGUUGCAAAGCCCCAGUGGCUUGGUGCUGUUGAGAACAAGGAGAUUAAAGAGUCACAUCAAGUAGUAGAAGUAGAUACACAUAAAGUUGACGAAUUUGUUGAUUACAAAGAUAGGAAGAAAGUACUUGGGAGUGUUGAUGAUCCACAGGUUAAAGGGCACUCAGGAAUUGAAACUACUGCCUCUGGUCUGAUUAUAAGGAAACAGAAACAGAUUCAGAACCCUGAAAGUGAUGACAAAGCCUCUGAGCAAUCUACAUUAUCCUCUACAGGAGCUGAAGAAAUCGCACAGAAUGCAGUGGCACUGUUACUGAAGCACACUAGAGGGUACCAUGCAGAGGACGAGGAAUUGUGUGAAACCCCUGAAAUGUUGGCCAGAAAUCAAUCUAAGAAAGAGACAAAGCAAAAACGGGUGCUUGGUCCUGAGAAGCCUUCAUUUCUUAAUAGCAAUCCAGAUCCAGAAUAUGAAUCAUGGGUUCCUCCUGAAGGGCAAUCUGGUGAUGGGAGAACUACAUUGAAUGAUCGAUACGGGUACUGACUCACAUGGUUGUCCUAUAACCGUUGGGUUGCUGGUGCAAACUAGAGCAGACUUGUCACAAUAGCUUUCAUAUCUCAUUGUGCCAGCCAUGGCCUUGAAGAUACUGACAAUUGACAAUAUUCAGCUUAUGCCGUUGGCAUAAGUAGGCACCUCUGCUUUUGGGAUUCUGUGUGGCGGAUUGACUUGAAUCGGAAGAAUCUUCACUCAUUGGUUGGAAUUCUUUCUAAAGAGAUUGUGUACCAAUGAACAGAAAUAGAUGUGCCCGUCCGUAUAAAAGAAAAGAAGAAAAAAAAUUGAGAUGGGAAACUAGCAUAAAGCUGUUUCUUACUUUAAUGUAUAGAAAGAUCUAAUGUGUUUGCAUUGUCUUUCAAGGGAGUCGGAGUUGCAUUGUAGCAGAACUUAUCUGUGUUCAUGGAUCAACCAUUGUCCGAUAGAAAAUUUGGAUUUUGUAAUUUGUAGUUGAACUCCCUGUCAUGAUAAACCAUCUCGAUUUCUCCCUCUUCUGCCAGCCGCGUGCACAAAAAGCAUGAGUUUCUUUUUGCCUUUCACCACAAACAACCCUUCUUAAUCAUGGAAGCGAACUUCUUUAGUUUAUUCCAAGGAAAUCUAAUCGAUGGUCACCAUAUUUUAGUUUAUUGGGAUGAUUUUACUUCAUAUCUUCAAAAACGUGCUGAUCAUCAUACAUUAAUCACAUAUGCAAUUUCUCAUGGCUUCUUUGUUUUUGUAUUUAUAUACAGGGAACGCUUGUUUAUUAUUAGUCCUUUAACAAGAAACACUAUUUGUUUAAAUAUAAUGAU